This is a messenger RNA of Periophthalmus magnuspinnatus, 4983 nucleotides long. It is a transcript of the gene mov10a, whose product is annotated as Mov10 RISC complex RNA helicase a. The record is from RefSeq and is a predicted model, not a curated record. Gene Ontology annotation, molecular function: RNA binding; 5'-3' RNA helicase activity. The transcript has 22 exons. Bases 107 to 3121 code for a protein of 1004 amino acids. Lineage: Eukaryota; Metazoa; Chordata; Actinopteri; Gobiiformes; Gobiidae.
CAACUUCCGUGUUUCGAUUUCGCGGAAAAAGCAGCGUGUGCAGACUGAAUGUUGUGAAUGUUUUGAAUGUUCUGAAUGUUUUGUACUUGUCCUGCACAGGGAGAACAUGCCGUCUGUUUUAAUCGAGUCUUUGGAGUGUGGACUGGACUUUAUAGAGUUUCUCGGAGACAGAGUUUCUAUUACAGACAAAAAGGAACUGAGAGACAUUUACAACUCAGAGUUUAAGGGAAGGGAAGGAAUAAAAGACUCCACUUUUUCUCGAGUUCUUUUUGCUCUGGUCAAAUUCAACAAAGUGAACAUAAAACGGGGUCAGAUCUACAUAAACGCCAGGCCUCAGGUCCGUGUUUACUGUGACCAGUGGAGAAGUCCCCGUCGGACCAAAGACCCCGAGAGUCCGAGCUCUGGCCCCCGGGUCUCUACAGAACCCCCCCUAGGGACCGCCCCCGUCGCACCUGUGCUCACGCCAAAGAAGAAGAUAGUGACCGAAAUCCUUCAGAAACUAAAAUCAAACAGAAAGGAGCUGACGGCCGAUAAAGGCGGGAUUGAGAUCACGUCUGAUCCGGCGGCGACUGACGGAAAGAUUCAUUUCACUGUGGAGCAUCUGAGAGAGCUGUUCACCGUCAAAUUCAGCGUCUUCAACAAAGGCACAGACUGUAUCCACUUCACGUACUACACCGCCCUCCACCGCAUACGCUGCUUCACCCUGGAGGACGAGCGGAGAGUGACCAGAGCCUGUCCACUCUUCCUUUGUCCUGGAGAAGUCUACGAAGUGAAAGUGCUCUACAGGUUAAGCCACUAUGGAUAUUUUCCUGCCACUUUGUACUUUGAAUUCUGCCCGGAGCUGCCAGGAUCGGCGCCUUUCUGCAUCGUGCGGGAGAUCGAAGCCGCCGCCAAAACGCCUCUGGCUGUGGAGCUGGGUCCCGUGGCGCCGUACAAACCGUUUCAAGCGGUGAACUACAAACCUGUGGACACUGUGAUUGUGGACGGAGUUCCACCGGAGAGCACUGUGACUCAUCCUGGGACAAUAACAGUGAAGUUAGGAGACUACAAAUAUCCUCUGUACAUAAAGGAUUUGGCUUUACGGAGGCUGGAGGACUCGGAAUACUUCUCUGCAGCUAUGAGGCAGAAACUGGAGGCUGUAAAGAAUCUCUUAGGCUGCCCUCUGAAGAUGAAGAACUAUGAUCAUCGCUUUCAUCUCCUGCUGUACCUCGAGGAGAUCCAAAUGGAAGUGGAUAUUCGGAAAUACGACAUGCGCAAUGAACCAAUGAUCCUGGACAAAAGUAACAAGAAGCUGCUUGUGCUCAAAGUUCCGGGAGUAGCUGAGAACCGUCCCUCUGUCCUCAGAGGAGACUGUCUGAGAGUGUCCAAGUCUGAGGACACGGCGUCUCCCAUCACUUUGUUUAAUGGAUAUGUUCACAGAGUGGAGCUGGAGAGAGUCAAACUGGGCUUCUCCAGGAGAUUGCUGCAGACAUUUAUCAACAACAUGAAGUUUAAUGUGGAGUUCACCAUCAACCGUUUCCCCAUCAAGAUGCAACAUCGAGCUGUGGAACUGGCAGUGAAGAAUAAACUUGGAGAUGUGCUGUUUCCAACCAAAGCGUCUCUCAGCACUGUCCCUGUGCCCAAACUCAGUAUGUUUAAUCGUCAGCUGGAAAACAACCCAGAGCAGUACGCCGCCGUCCAGCGCAUCGUGGCCGGCUCCUCCAAACCCGCUCCACACCUCGUCUUUGGGCCUCCUGGAACUGGAAAGACGAUCACUCUGGUAGAGGCCAUGAAUCAGGUCAGCAGAGCUCACCCUGACGCUCACAUCUUGGCCUGUGCUCCGUCGAACAGCGCCUGUGACCUGCUCUGUGAGAGACUGUUCGUGCACAUGGAUCCACAUCAGGUGUAUCGCCUUUACGCCAGCAACAGAGACCCCAACGCCGUCCCCAAACCGCUUCUGAAACACUGCAACUGGGAUGAACGCCAAGACGCAUUUGUGUUUCCAAAGAAAGAAAGUUUGAUGAAAUAUAAAAUUCUUGUCACGACGAUGAUCACAGCGGGCAGACUCGUGUCGGGUGGAGUCCCUGUCGGACAUUUCACGUAUAUUUUUGUGGAUGAAGGAGGCCAGGCCGUGGAGCCCGAGUGUGUCAUUUCUAUCGCAGGUCUCCUCAGUCCAGGGGACGGUCAGCUGGUCCUCGCGGGGGACCCCAAACAGCUCGGGCCAAUACUCCGCUCUCCUUUGGCUCUGCAGUACGGACUCGGCAUUUCUCUGCUUGAAAGACUCAUGACUCAGAAUGAUUUGUAUCAAAAAACGACUGACUCUGGACACUUCGACACUCGAUUUGUCACCAAACUGCUCAGAAACUACAGGUCUCACGCUGCCAUCCUGAAAGUCCCAAAUGAAAUGUUUUAUGAAAAUGAACUUCAGGUGUUUGCUGAUCAAUGGGAGCGUGAGACUUACUGCAAAUGGACUCACCUCCCGAAAAAGGGGUUUCCUAUAAUCUUCCACGGGGUCAUGGGGAAGGACGAGCGAGAGGCCAACAGUCCGUCUUUCUUCAACGUUUCAGAGAUUGAAGUUCUGAUGGAUUAUCUGGUCAAACUCAUUGAAACACAAGGGAAAAAGGGUUUGCCAAAACUCUCUGCCAAAGACAUUGGGAUUAUUGCUCCUUACAGGAAACAAGUAGAAAAAAUCCGAAAAGCCCUGAAUUCUGUCAAAGCAGUGAGUCAAUGGAGCGACGUCAAAGAGCUGAAGGUCGGUUCUGUGGAGGAGUUUCAGGGACAGGAGAGAAAGAUCAUCAUGGUGUCCACCGUCCGCAGCAGCAUCAACUACGUCAAGAUGGACAAGGACUUCAACAUCGGAUUUCUCUCCAAUGAAAAAAGAUUUAACGUGGCCGUGACCAGAGCGCGCUCUCUGCUCAUCGUUGUGGGAAAUCCUGUCAUUUUAAACAAAGACCCCACCUGGAACAAAUUCAUAAGUUACUGCGUGAACGAGAAGGCGUACACCGGCUUUGACUUCAACAACGCAGAAGGAGAAGAGGAAGUUGUGUCUCGACUGGCCAGCCUGAAAAUCUGUGACCGUGUCAUUGGGGAGGAGAGCGCCCUUCAGCGGUUUGUAGAUCCCGAAUGGAAAAACGAGCAAUAAUCUGCUCAACUUUAAGACUGUUUAGUAUUUCACUGCCUUCCACAAACGACGGUAUCAUGGGAAAAUCUACAAAAAAAAAAGCUUCUUGUAUGAAAACUGAAGAAUGAAUGUAUUUUAUGUUAAUUGCACAAACUUAAACUUAAAGAGCCUCCACAGCUCUGAGUCCUGCUGUGGUUUAAUAACUGUCAUGUCUUACACUUUUUUCAGCUGUUUUUCUUUUAAAAUGACAUCAGAAAAUCACUUGUUUCAAAAAUAUUUUAUUAACAAUGUGCCUGUCGGAUCAAACAUCCACCACUACGACAUAUUCAGUUUACAAAGCAUCAUUAGAAUAAGCUUUUUUUGUACAUUUCUAUCAAUACUUCUGGAUGAUAAAGUUGUAGAACACUGAGAAGAAGAUCCCAUUGAACUGCACCGACGCCACCAUCAGGAUCAGGUCAAGUUUUAAUCGUGGCACAUUGUGUUUUCCACAGCACAGGAGUAAACUCGUGCUCCGUAUCUGUCGUUCUGCUGCACAUAACGCUCCUUCACGACGCCCUGUUUUCUCCUGUUUACGCCCAGUUUCUAUGAAUUUGUCAAACUUUCUUAAGAAAACACAGCGACCGCACGUGCCAGUGGUAAACGGUAAACGCCAAAUGUCUUUUCCUUUUCUCCGCUCGUUUAUACAGUGAAAAAAACGUCGCUCUUGUCUGUUUUAACCCUCAAAAACCCUGUGAUGUUAAUGAAAUGUGUCUUAAUAUUGUCUGAAUGGAAGAGAAGAUGGUUAAAUAGGCCAAUUAUAGCAAAAGAAACGUUUAAAAUCUGUCAACUGGACAAAACGUUGCAGGAGUGAAGUUGUUUCUGGUCAAAUUUCUGCUGGACACUGCCUUAUAUCUGUCUGUCUUAUGCGUGCGACUUUUUGUCCAGUUGACAGAAUUAAAUGUUGUUUUUUUUACUGUGGAUCAAACCAGGACGACUCAGGGAUCACACAGACGUUUAGAGCAAAUGUUUUUUUUAAGUCCAAGGACAAAAACAUGAUGCAUUUCUCAACUAAUUCCAGUGAUAUUCAGAUUAAUCAUCAAUGUGGAAUCCUGUGUCUCUGGUCUUUACUUAUGUGCAUGACUGUUGUCUUAUUUGCACACACCUUUGUCAAUAUUUGAGUCUGGUACGAGUCAACUUUGGACAAUAGAGUUUUUGUGCCUUUCUCUUACACAACGUGAAAGGAUGACGCUUUGAGAAACACGUAAAGCGUCGCAGAAAUCCAAUAAAUGCCAGGGUUCUCUAGCUUUUUAUACGGACAACUAAUUUAAAAGUUACUAUGGGAAUAAAAACUUAAGUAGACAUGUGCUUAUAACCCCAUCACUAAUGUAUGGCUCUGAAAAAACAGUCAUCUCCAGUUUCCAAAGUGAGCACCUGGUCUGUCCACAAAGGCACAACAGGACAGAGAAGGCACUGGGAAGAACACUCCGGAAAAACACUCCAAUACCACUAGGCUUCUCUGAGAUAUUUCAAGAAUGCCGUCUGACAAGAAAUAUCCACAUGGCGAUGGGUAACAACUUUAUUUCCAUGACCGACCGUUCCCGUGCAAAACAGAUUCCAACUGGGGGUGUGACACUCGACUCACUGUGGCAUAAGAAGAGCUCGACUCAGUCACUCGCGAUGAAUAAACAAGGGACAUUUUGCCAGGCCUCGGCGCUCUGUAACGGCCUUUGUGCAUAGUUGAGUUCAUUCUGGCUGCGUCUCACCACUGGACAGCUCUGAUCCUUCCAUCUGGGUCCACUACACAGAUAACGAUUUAUGAAGCCGGGACGUGUUACGAGACGAGGCUGCGCUCAAAAGAACAAGUUUCAUCAGGAGCAGACUAAACAUGGCAAACGUCAAGGAAA